Messenger RNA from Drosophila ananassae, 1411 nucleotides. RefSeq names its product gustatory receptor for sugar taste 64e. Lineage: Eukaryota; Metazoa; Arthropoda; Insecta; Diptera; Drosophilidae. The record is from RefSeq and is a predicted model, not a curated record. The transcript has 9 exons. Gene Ontology annotation, biological process: detection of chemical stimulus involved in sensory perception of taste; sensory perception of sweet taste. Bases 1 to 1386 code for a protein of 461 amino acids. Gene Ontology annotation, molecular function: sweet taste receptor activity. Gene Ontology annotation, cellular component: membrane.
AUGGCCAGGACCACAGGAAAUCAAGCCAAGCGGCGCAGGUGUGUCGCCAGGAUUAAGUUCUGGCGAAGAUCUCGCGUGGCCAGCGAUGUCACGUUGGGUAUUCUCAAGUACAAAGAUCCCUCGAAGCCACUAAAAAGAAGUUUAGCAUUCUCAAUUAUUAAAUCCUUUAUACGUCGUCUUAAAAAGGAAGACUAUAAAUACAGUGGUACUUUUCAAGAGGCCAUCAAGCCAGUUUUAAUUAUAGCUCAGAUCUUUGCUCUGAUGCCUGUUCGAGGAGUAAGCUCCAAGUUCGCCGAGGAUCUGUCGUUCGCCUGGAGCAGCAUCCGCACUUACUACGCUCUAGUUACAAUCCUUUGCUUUGGAAUAUCCUCUGGCUACAAUGUGGCCUUUGUCGCAAAUGAGUCCUUUAGCUUUGAUUCGGUGGAGACACUGGUAUUUUACUUUUCCAUAUUCCUCAUCUCAUUAUCCUUUUUGCAACUGGCCAGAAAGUGGCCGGCUUUGGCUCAGGAGUGGCAAUUGGUGGAGGCAAAGCUACCACCUCUGAAGCUAUCCAAGGAUCGGAAGUCUCUGGCCCAGCAUAUUAAAGUAAUCACCAUUGUGGCCACCACUUGCUCGCUGGUGGAGCACAUGCUUAGCAUGAUGUCCUUGGAUUACUAUGUCAGUUCCUGUCCCAAGUGGCCGGAACGGCCCAUUGAUAGUUUCCUGUAUUUGAACCUCUCGGCGGUAUUUUACUUUGUGGAUUACACCCGAUUUCUGGGCAUCAUUGGAAAGGUGGUCAACGUGCUGAGCACCUUUGCCUGGAAUUUUAAUGAUAUUUUUGUGAUGGCAGUGAGUGUGGCUUUGGCUUCAAGGUUCCGGCUUCUAAAUGAUUACAUGUUAAGAGAGGCUAAAAUGCCCACAACAGCAAACUAUUGGAUGCAGUGCCGCAUCAACUUCCGGAGUCUUUGCAAACUCUGUGAACUGGUGGACGAUGCCAUUUCCGGCAUAACUCUUCUCUGUUUCAGCAACAAUCUUUACUUUAUUUGUGGAAAAAUCCUCAAGAGCAUGCAGACUAAGCCCUCCAUAUCUCAUACCCUUUACUUUUGGUUUUCCCUGGCCUAUCUCCUGGGCAGAACCCUCAUCCUUUCGCUUUAUAGCUCCAGCAUCAAUGAUGAAUCCAAGCGACCAUUGUCGAUUUUUCGUCUAGUUCCCAGGGAGUAUUGGUGCGAUGAGCUCAAACGCUUCUCGGAGGAGGUGCACAUGGACAAUGUGGCUUUGACGGGCAUGAAGUUCUUUCGACUGACACGCGGUGUUGUUAUUUCGGUGGCUGGCACAAUAGUGACAUACGAGCUUAUUCUGCUGCAGUUUAAUCACGACGAAAAGGUUCUCGGCUGCAACGAGGGCUGAACUUAUUCGGGAGGGAAAGGACAAA